AUUCAAUAGCGAGCCCUAGCGGUACGCAGCACUGCCACUGAUUCUUGGGGAAAAAAGGAAAAGAAAAGAAAAUCUCUAAUUGGUCGCGUUUAAUUUUUUUCCUUUGUUCUAAAGAUUAUAAGUGAGAAGAAUAUGGAUUUUGAUGAAUAUGAGUAUUUAGAAAAGUCAGUUGAAAAUCCUGAGCCUCAAAAGGCGAAGAAGGAAGAUGGUAACGGCAGAGUUGAUAAUGUUAAAUCUGAUGAGAGGAGUCGUAGUCGGAUUUCGAAGCACAAGAGGGGAGAGAGAGCCUAUGAGAGUGAUGAUGAUCAUAGUCACUCCAAACGCUCAAAAUCACGUGAUGAACCACUGCAUGAUCUUGACCGGCGCAAGGAACGAGGCUCAUCUCGUCACAGGUCACAUUCUAGAGAUGGUGAGAUGGAUAGGCACAGGAGUAGCAGAGAACACAGAGUCAAGGAAAGGGACAAGGAGGAGAGUAAUGGGAGAGACAAAGAGAAGGAACGUGAACGAGAUAGGAGAGAACGUGAUCGUGAGAGGGACAGGGAGAUAGAGCCGUCAAUUAGAAGCAAGAGUCGACCAGAAAGAGAACGUGAGAAGAGUCGGGACCGUGAGUUUAGAGAAAGAGAAAAAGAGAGAGAGCCUAGGGAACGGGACAGAGAAAGCAGGAGGUAUAAAGACAAAAAGGAAGAUGCGGCAGAGGCUGAGGUUGAUCCAGAAAGGGAUCAGAGGACUGUAUUUGUGUAUCAGAUAUCCUUGAAGGCUAAUGAAAGAGAUGUUUAUGAGUUCUUCUCUAGGGCUGGCAAGGUUCGAGAUGUUCGCCUCAUAAUGGAUCGAAGUUCAAGACGUUCCAAAGGAGUUGGGUAUGUUGAGUUCUAUGAUGUAAUGUCAGUCCCUAUGGCUAUAGCACUUUCUGGACAGCCUCUUCUUGGCCAACAGGUGAUGGUGAAACCAUCAGAAGCUGAGAAGAAUCUUGUUCAGCCUACUACAUCUGUGGCAGCUGGACAGACAGGUCAAUUUGCUGCUGGGGGGAGAAGGUUGUACAUUGGGAACCUACAUUUCAACAUUACAGAAGAACAACUACGUCAGGUUUUUGAACCUUUUGGUAAUGUGGAGCUGGUGCAGUUGCCCCCGGAUGAAACUGGUCAUUGUAAAGGUUUUGGUUUUGUCCAGUUUGCCCGACUGGAGGAUGCUAAGAAUGCCUUGAAUUUGAAUGGACAGCUGGAGAUUGGAGGUCGAGUAAUCAAGGUAUCAACUGUUACUGAUCAAGGUCCAUGGCAAGAUGCUGGGACAAAUGCAGCUGAUUUUGAUGACGAUGAAGGUGGCUUGUCUCUGAAUUCAUCAUCUCGAGCACUUCUCAUGGCAAAGUUGGACCGCAGUGGCACUGCAUCUAGUAUUACUGGCUCCAUAGGCAUGCCUAUUAAUAGCACCGGCCUUGGUGCUACAACAGCACCAAUCCUCGGUGCUGCACCUUUGGCACAAUCCCUCAUUCCUCCUACUCUACAGGCCUCUAUUCCUACCAUUUCUGGACUUCCAGGUGGUCUACAAAUCCAUACUAAUGGCAUCCCUAUUAUCGACACAGUUGGAGUCCCUAGUGAAUGCCUUUUAUUGAAGAAUAUGUUCGAUCCGGGUCUCGAGACGGAACCCGAUUUUGAUUUGGAUAUCAAAGAAGAUGUUAAAGAAGAAUGUUCAAAAUUUGGAAAAUUGAAGCAUAUUUAUGUAGACAGGGACAGUGCUGGGUUUGUCUACUUACGAUUUGAAGAUGUGCAAGGUGCGAAAAACGCACAACGGAACUUACAUGGAAGAUGGUUCGCUGGAAAAAUGAUCACCGCUGCAUACAUGAUGCCACAAACCUACGAGGCGAAGUUUCCAGAUAGUAACAAAUAGUUGAAUGAUGUGUGUAUAACCUGACACUGUCUGAAAUCAAGAGGAUUAUAUUUCCGUUGGGAAAUAUAUUCAGUGCAAAGCAGGGAAGUAAUUUGUAUGGUUACUUAAACAAACAAACUAUAUCUGGCAUUAGAUGCACUAAUUUCAUAUUUCUGUCUGAUUAAUG
Molecule: messenger RNA, 2047 nt
Organism: Hibiscus syriacus
Lineage: Eukaryota; Viridiplantae; Streptophyta; Magnoliopsida; Malvales; Malvaceae
Product: RNA-binding protein 39-like
Exons: 13
Coding region: 133-1881 (582 amino acids)
Biological process (GO): mRNA processing
Cellular component (GO): nucleus
Molecular function (GO): RNA binding
Source: RefSeq, a predicted model, not a curated record